AUGUCGGAGAACAAUGAAUGGAUCUCGUCUCCGAAGGAGGAGCGAACGGUUGUUGCCAUUGCGAACUUCACGCCGAAGCAGUAUUCCGAAGAAAUCCCGGUUACCUUAUUAUCUUUUUGCGUUGGUGACGUGCUGCACACCACGCAUCGAUGCAAAAACUGGUAUUUUGGUCAGUUUGCGGAUAGUAGAGGCUUUAGCGGGAUUUUCCCGUGCAACUUCGUCGCAUCUCUGAAGCAGAGCUCCGGUCGUCCAGCAUCUGGAGAUGAAUACGACCCGAACGAUGACCCGAUCGUUCCAGAGAUGGCUCGUGUCCUGCGGGAGUGGCAUCCGAUUUGGAAACAAAAGUUUGCUCGAUCCCAUGCUUCAUUUCAUGAAAUUCGAGGGAUGAUGCUGGAAAUGCUGAAGAUCCGUCGAGAAAUCCUUUUCUCCGGAAAAGUUACCUUCGAGCGCAUGCAGGAGUUGAAACAGCGUUCCAUUGACCUGAUAGCGCUGGGUAAUAGUAAGCUCGGCCUCGACGUUAUUGUUCGCGACGCGAAAGGAAACUCCGUUAACCCGGAGAAGAUCUCCGCUGUCGAGCUGUUCCAUUUGCAUGAAAAAGUUGCCGUCCGAACGAAAACACGGAAGGAAACUCGGAUAUCGAUUCCACCGUUGGCGCGAGCAUCAGCAUCGAACCAUAUAAAAUCCUACAAACUCGCCGUAAAAUUGUCUGCUUUUGCGAUGUCCGUUAACCUGAAGCAUCGGUAUCAACUUCUGAUCACACUUUACCAUCGUGAUCAUGCUGCCAAUAUGGUUCAGUUCACUGAGCCGCUAGCUAUUGAAUGGAGUUCCCGCGAUUCGUUCCUACGCUUUGACGAUAUGGACUGCAGUGACGCUGUCGUAUUUACGGAUAUAAAUGGGAGAGACUUGGAGAAAGAACGUCGACCGCAUGUAGUGGUUUUCUUGAUAAGAAUCGGACCAAUGGAUGCUGGUGGAGAUGUGAAAAAGCGUUCUGCAAUGACACACAACUCGGAUCUCCGACGUCCCAUUGGGGUUGCCGUGAAGGACAUAAGUGAAAUAAUCGUGCCAACUCCAGAAGGCUGUCGAAAUUUUUAUCUGGAAGACGUCAUUGUUCCAUUCAUUUUGUGUGGAGAGAGGGAAUGCUUGUACGACACAUUGCUGAAGAGCUUUGGAUCGAAGCCACCAAUUUCGAAGGAGAAAAAUCCGGAAGUCAGUUUGUCGAUGCGUCUUUUUGACCAUGCCGCGGAAGAAUCCAUGGCGCUACAGGAACGUAGCGCUCACGAGGGCAGAAAAUUUGGAUUUCCCGAGGUGGUUCUGCCCGAGUAUUUCCGCAGUGACAUUUUUGUGACGAUCAUAAGCGCGGAACUGGCAAAAACGAAAAACGUGGAGGUGAACGUUAGCGUGCAUGACGACGAAGGGAAUCGCAUCGAAGUGCGUAUAUUCAGAUGUAACGCAAACACUAAUAAGUAUGUGUUGAAGUCGUCGAUAUUCCUUCAGGAAAUAAUUUACCUUGGAGCUGGGGCGGAGCCAAUUUCGGAAUUUCGAUCUGUGGUGUACUAUCAGCAAGAGAAGCCGAAGUGGAUGGAAACGAUGAGAAUCGAAUUAUCGCCGGAUUUGUUUGCAAAGACUCAUUUGCGGUUCACAAUGCGGCACCGAUCGAGAACUGAGGCUAAAGAGAAGAUUGCGGAUGUACCGUUUUCAGUGAGCUACUUGCCCUUGGUCGAACCCAAGUCAACGAUUCUGCGUGAUGAUCGUUACGAUCUCACAGUCAUUCGAUUGACAUCUGCUGGUGAGAAAAACUGGCACGACCGUGACAUUUCUUACACUGACGAGGCUCAAGGCAUGUUCAAUCUACGAUCGAGUAUAAGCGAAGGGAUGAAGUUGACAACGAAGAAGUAUACAGUUAAUUUGAAGGAAGUGCUUCGUGUUUCAACCAUAAUAUGCUCAACAAAGCUCACGUACGACAUUCACCUGAUGUCUUUGUUGAAAUGGAAAGAAAACCUAAGCAAUGUGAAAUCGGUGCUGCGGGACUUACAACGCGUGAACACCGCCGAAAUCGUCAAGUUCCUGAGAGACACGCUUGACGCAAUUUUUGGAAUCCUAAUGCAUUUUGCGGACACCGUGGACAACGACGAAGAAGUUUUCGAUGCUCUCGUGCACGUCAUUUCGAAGAUGAAUGAAGUCCAAUACGAGCAUUUCAAGUCUGUCAUGAACAGUUAUAUCGAAGAAAGCUUUCAUGCAACAUUGGCCCACAGGAAACUUUUGAGAAUGCUGAAUAUUGUGAUCAAGAAGCGUUCGGAGUUGCAGAAUGUCAUGAAAGCUACAUACUUCAUGUUCAAAUUUAUCGUGAAGUCCAGGAAUCUGUAUGUGGAAUGUUUAAUGCCGGAUGCUUCCAGUAAUGAUGAGUUCGAAGAGGAAGUUGUCGAAGUGUAUCGGAGUAUGGCAGAUUUGAUGAAAAGGACUGAGCCUGAAGCCCAAGUUUCCCAGUGUUUUUGUCUGAAACACCUUCCGCAAGCGACCGCUGAUUUGGUGACUGUCAUCAAGCCGGCGACUCUAAGCGCCUGCUGGGGUGGCAUUUUAUCAAAUGUAAAACGAUCGCAACGGAGUACGCAAUUCCUCACCACCAUGAGGGAAAUCGUGACGUCACCUCUGUUCACAUCUACUGACGCCCGAAGUAUCAUUCUUCCGGUGAUGUGCAGAAAAAUCGCUGAACGGUUAACGUUGGAACACGAGACGAAAUUGAAAACGGCUCAGAAAGCGAUGAAACUUCUUGGAACGGAAGACUUCAAAACUGUAGAUGACGGAAUGGCGGAAGAGAUGGAGCUCACGGUGAAACUGCUGGGAGAUAUCUUGCAAUUCCUCUGGCAGUCGAAGGACCAGGGCGUUGAAGCCGAUGUUCAUUUACUCGCGGAUGAACUCCUCAUGCCAGUGGUUAAGCUCAUUUUUGGGCUGCCCAGCGGAGAUCGUUUCCAGCAAAUUAUGGAGUUUCUUGUGGUCAUCCUAACGUCGUUGUUGCGCCAGAUGUCUACGCACCAUUUCAAGUGCUUCUUCGACAAGAUGAAUGAGAAGGUGUUACAAGAAUUCUUGAUCGAAUUACUAAAUCUUUUCGUGAAUCUUAUCACGAACCCAGUUUUUCCGAAGCAAUGGGGAGACAUGAUGAUUUUGCGCAGCAGCGUAAUUUUGAAGACCGUGAAAUGCAUCGGAGCGACAAUGAAAGAGCAAUUCCUGCAGAAUAUGGUGGUGCAGUUGUGGGAAAAUUAUUUCAAGUGUGCCGUCCAGUUCAUCACUGAUCCAGCCUUGCAAUUGGAGACGUUCAAUCCUACGAAGCGCAAUAAAAUCGUUUCUCGAUACAAGGACAUGCGGAAGUCAAUGGCGGAUGAAGUGAGGACAAUGUGGUUAAGUCUGGAGAUGCAGAAGAUACGGUUCAUACCAAGGAUUGUGAAAGAUUUCCUGGAAAUGACGCUCGUUCCUGAUCCAGAAUUGCGUAGGGAAACGCUGCCGAUUUUUUUCGACAUGAUGUUGUGCGAAUUUUGCAGCCCUCCGCCGCCUGGGGAAACAGAGAAAAUUCCAAUCAGAGGAAGCUUUCGAGAAUUCCAUGAUGAAGUUAUAGCACAGCUUGAUUGUUUGGUGGAGGGCGGAAAAGGUGAUGAUCACUACAAGCAUUCAUUCAAAGAAAUUCUUGGUGAUUUGUGCGCGAAGCACCAAGAUUUGAAGAAAACGGGUACUGCAUUUGUUGAGACUGUUUCAUCUUUGAUGGAAAAGCUCUUGAUGUUCCGUGGAGCAGCGAGCGAAGAGAGCGUGAAUAACGUGAUGAGUUGUGCGGAAAUCCUGCUCGAGUUCUUCGGGGAAAUCAAACAGUGGAAGCUCCACCUCAAGUACCUCUACAAAUUAUUUGACCUACACAAAGCGCACGGGAAUCAGGCGGAAGCGGCGUACACUUUACUCGAACACUACCGACUUCUCUCGUGGAAGAAAAGUUUACUUCCAGAUGUCCUGGCUCCGCCAAAAUGUGCUUUCGACGCGAGAAGUUGCAAAACUUACGAGCAAUUGAAAUUCCGAGUAGCGCAUGAGGCUAUGUCACUUUUUGAGGAAGCCAUGAUGUGGGAACCUGCGAUUGAGAUAUGCAAGGAUCUUUGCAAGCAUUGUGCGGAACAUACAUUCAAUUACGUGCAAUUGUCAAAUGUUUUGGAACGGCAAGCUGCGUAUUGUAAGAACAUUGUGCAAAAAGAACGUUUUCAUGCGGAGUAUUACCGUGUAGCGUUCUACGGACGAGGUUUUCCAGCUUUCUUGCAAAAUAAGGAGUUCAUUUGUCGUGGAUCGGUUUUCGAAAAGCUGUCCGAUUUCCAAACAAGGAUCAUGAAUCAGUUUCCGAAUGCAGAAAUAAUGAAGAAACUGGACGAACCAUCUCAAGAAAAAAUGGAUUCACCGUGUCAAAUGAUACAGGUCAAUCAAGUGAACCCUGUGGAGAAUCCAAACCUUUUUGGUGGUCGAACUGAUAUUAACAACAAGAUUUUGGACUAUUACCAGCAUAACGAAAUCAGCAAUUUUGUUUAUUCGAGAUUGGAGCGUAAUGCCCAGGGUGCCACUUCGUCAAACGACUUCGCCCGUCUUUGGAAAGAGAAAACUUUUCUCGUCACGCGCAAAAAAUUGCCUGGUAAAUGUAUUACGGUGUGGUUCCCCGUAGUAGAAAAAACGAGAGAACUUCUGAAACCAAUUCAGACGGCGGAAGAAGCCAUGAAAGACGAUAAUCGGAAAUUGACGGCAUUAAUCAAGCUUUUGAGGGAUCAUCAGCUCAAUCGCACGCAGCCGUCCCCGAGUACCAUGAAUGAUUUGAACCUCAUGUUAACAGGGAGACUUGACGCUGCUGUCAUGGGCGGCAUGAAAAAUUAUGAGGAGUACAUGUUGAUCUCAUUCCAGGCAUUCUUGACUGCGGAAUACCUGGAAAUGAAUCCAGAAGAUCUUCCGAAUGUUGAAGCGUUGAAGAAACUCAUCGUUUCCACGGUAGAACUUCUCGGUGAUUUAUUGAGGAUCAAAGGUCAGUAUUUGGAGGAAGGCAUUCGGGGAUGGUACGAUCGGUUGUGCGAGUGCUUCUCGGAAUUGCGCAUGCACGUCUUGGCUGACUACCCAGACUUCCUCUCAGAAUCGAUGCGGAGCGCGGCAGUAGAAAUGGGGAAUUCUAACGUCAGCGUAGCGCAAUCAGCACCCGAGUCGGUGAACACUAAUAGACACUCUGGAUCAUGGAUGGAGUCGCAGUCAGGCCAGAAUAUCGUGCAACGGGCUUCGACGAACGUUUUCAACACGCUCAGACGUGCAAAGCCGAAGAAAAGCAUGUCAAGGAUGACCUCGGGUGACGCUACAUCUCACUGGUACGCGGUGGAAGGACGAAAUAAUGCCAUUAGACGCAGAUCAAGCAUCGAACCAGAGGGAGAACUUUUACAUCAUGUAAAUAAUGUGCGGGCGUCAUGCUUCGAGCUUCCAGCGAAUGCUGCGCCACCCUUGCCGCAAAAAAUGGGAAACAGAAACAGCGAAGGACAAAUGUCGAGCUCUAGCUCGAGCUCAAACCUGUGAAAUUGCAUGUGCACCGGAAAACACUUUUGGAGGAGGUCAUCAUGGGCAUAGAGGGACGAGAUUUCCGGAAGUUACAAAUAUUUUCUUCUUAUUCUUGUUUUUGUCAGCAUGUGCUUGAUACUGCUUGAAUUUUGAUUGGCUCGCUUUUUCGAUGGAAUUGUAGCAUCCCUAGUUCUGAAGAUUUUUAGAAAGUGCCAAGAUGUGGACGCAUGUUUUGCUUUUGAAGCUGUUAAAUUCAAGUUAGAUUUCUUGGUGAAUCCAACUUUGUUCUCGUGGCUUGAAGUCUUUAACUAGUAUCUUCGUCUUUCUGUGGAGGAUGUCGACAUGCAUUCUUCAAGCAUUUAUUUCCUCAAAAAAAGUUAUCUAUGACCUUCGAUUGUGAUUCUUGCGUUUAUAAAACGAAAACAGUAGUUCAAUUUCUUCAUUGGAAUGUAUGAAUUUCUAGAGAAUCGAAUUUUUCUUCUUUGAUUUUUUUCAAGGAUUAGAGUCUAAAAUUCUAAAUUUCCUAGUUUCGAGAUUUUCCAGAAGCUAUUGAAGUAAUGUAUGUGGUCUCAACCCUUUUUUUUCCUUUUUCGUGGUGGGAAAGAGUCUUGAAGGUUGUCAAAAUCGAUUGGUUGUUGGAGUUCAAAAGAUGCUGGAAGUGUAUCUUUCUUUUUGGCUAGAUAUCGGACUGUCGGGCGAAUUUCAGCGCAAGUAUUCUCUUGCCGCCGAAGAAACCACCGUUUGUCGAACAUAAGGCUAUCGGCGAUUAUUUAUAUUGGGAUAUGUGACGUGAGUUUUCAUCUACCUCGAAGCACGCCCUACGAACAAGUGCCCGUAUUACUGGGUGAUACCCCGUUUCAUGAGAAUUAGAUUAUGGUUUUGAAAAAUUUGAUUUUCGCGAUUCAAUCUGGAUUCCAGUCUUCAAUUAAAUUUUUUUCGGGAGUCGCCAUUUUUGUAGCGUUUCAACGACGUUUCUGGAUGUUCGGACCGUUUGAAAUGAGUAUUUAUUUUGGCGGACCACCUUAAAAAUCGUGGUUCCAAAAGUGGCAUAAAGUUACGCGGCUUUUUUUUCGGCGUGAUCAGUAAACGGAAAAGAAAAGCAAUUCAUGUGUCAAAGCUGUGGAAUUCGGCUGCGAAAAGGAUUCAUUCCCGUUGGUGCCUUAAUGUGGAACUUUCGAAAAUUUUAGAUGUAUUGUACUGUAUUCUAUUUUUCUUUGAUUAUUUAUUCUAGUCUCCUUCAGAAUCAAUUUCCGCCUCUUAGAAUGUUGAGCUUUAAGUGGCUGCCUUUUGGAGCUAUGGGUCAGUAUAAUUUCAAACGCGGCUGUAUUCUCGUCACGUUGUUCUGUUGAAAACUAAGCAUUUCAAGGAUCAUUCAAUAUGUUUCUAUCGUGUUGAAAAGGCAUUUGGUCCACCUGAAAGAUUCAGCCUGACAUUUUUUGUCUGAAUUCAUUCAAAACAUUUUUUCGGUUUGUUUUGGUGAUUGCGGUAAUAAUUUUGAUGAUCAGUCUUCCACUGAUGUAAUGAAAUCUGAAAGUAAUCCGCUGUUCUCGGAGAAACAACGUGCAAAUAUGUUACUGUUGCUACCAUAAACGUGCUGUUUUAUACUGCAUUGAUACGACAAAAAAAAAGAAACCUGCGCGUUUUUAUUUAUUGCGUGCUAUUCCUCGUGCGACGAACUGUGACUAGGAGUUUUUUUUUAAUUUAAGGGAACAAGAGUAUCUUUGAACGUCCGCUUUUCGUGUUUGACGUCUUGCGUUCGAAAAUAUUUUUUGACUGGUUUCAACCUUGAGAUUUGCGCGAGCAAACGGUGAUUAAAUGCUGAAAUUGA
Molecule: messenger RNA, 7375 nt
Organism: Notodromas monacha
Lineage: Eukaryota; Metazoa; Arthropoda; Ostracoda; Podocopida; Cyprididae
Source: the annotation of a GenBank genome assembly